GAUGGAGAACUUAUGUAUCAUCAUGUGAGUUACACAAGUAUGACAGCCAUGACAAUCAUUUCAAUGAAUAAUCACGUCGUAGUCUUGUUCAUUGGUACAGAUAAAGGUCAUCUGCAGAAGAUAUUAAUAAGACUCGAUUCAUCUCAUCCCUAUACGGCAAAUAUUUAUGCGGAUAUCACGAUUGAUGAAGGAUCUCCAAUAAAUUCUGACAUGCUGUUUGAUUCUGAAAAGAACUUUUUAUAUGUAAUGACUCACAAGAAACUUGCCAAAAUCAAAAUACACAAUUGUGACGAAUAUAACACGCUAUACGCUUGUUUGGGUGCCAGAGAUCCUUAUUGUGGAUGGUGUUUUUUUAGUAACAGAUGCUGCUUGAAAUCAGAGUGUAAUUAUGAACAAAACGGCACCGAAUGGAUCUCAUAUUAUGAAAUCGACAAAUAUGUAAAUAAGUCUUCACGACCAAGAAAUAAAUUCUCAAGAACAGCAAAAUGGAAUAUAACUUUCAAUCUACUGAAUUCACACCCGUUCAAUAAUCAUACAAUAUUAUGCUCCUUUAGAUUCAACAACACUAUAAUAAAUACUACAACAAGGGUAAGUAAUGAAGAUGAAAUCAACUGUGUAACACCAAGUUAUGAAGAUUUACCUCGGACACCUAUCAAUGAACAUUCCAUGAAAGCUCAGCUACUAAUAAGCUUACAAACAAAACUUUUCCCAGAAAUUCAAAAAAUCGAGGUGGAAUUUUUUGAUUGUAGUACAUACAAAUCAUGUACACAAUGUGUAAAUUCUACUCCAUGUAACUGGCGUAUAAAUGAACAGAAGUGUGCUGAUGAAACAAUUCGGAGCAGCGAUGGUACAAUAUUAGGUGAUUAUUUCAAAAAAUCAGAACCAACGCAUUUUGGGGAAAGAUAUGACUGCCCACGUAUUUUGUUUGGCAUAUAUCCCAAACAAAAUACACGGGUGGCUAUACUCACACGUUUUGUACAUGCCAACACUGGAUACAAAGAAAGAAUGGCCGCAGUUGUCACAAUCCCGAAAAUAUUAAUCAAUGAAACAUUUACAUGCGAAUUUGACAUUGAGGAAAACAAAACCAUGGCAUCAGCAAGCCUGCAAAAUACAUUUCUGGCUCCUGAUGGAAUUGGGUUUUUUGGCGACAUCAAAUGUGAUGAUACAAUAUUCACAUACGCUACUCCAAAAUCUAACAUAACAGCCAAAUGGUCUAUUUUAUGGAAUGGAUCAAAACUUCUUGAAAACCGCCGCAAUCUAGAUAUUGUCUUAUAUAAAUGCGCCAACAUGGGCAAUCAGUGCGCAAAGUGUCUGCAGGAUGAAAAUUACGAAUGCAUAUGGAAUUCAAAAACAGGAGAAUGCAAAUACAACAACAGCUUGGAUGAAGAAUCUGACAACAAUAAUCAUUGGUUAAAUGACAAAGAGGAGUGCUUAAAUGUACCAUUUAUUGCAGAAAGCAUGAUUAAAAAUCAAACAACUUGGUUAACAGACAACAUCUACUGGAUCAUUAUUAUAAUAACAACAGUAACACUUGUUACAGUCGCAAUAUUCGUCAUCUAUUGUAGAAAUUCCGCUGAAAGAUCGCGGAAAAUGCAACAGCAACUUAAUAAAAUGGGCAUGGAAAUGAUAGCUAUGUCACAAUGGGUAAAGCGAGUAGUGAUUGAAAACGAAAUGCGUCUGGAUGAAAACGAAUCAAAUAUGCUGAGAUUACCAAACGUCACUAUCCAAUACACAUCUAUUCCAAGAUUUGCCGAAAAUGAAACCGUACCAAAAGACGAAUAUGAAUUGCCAUCCGACGAUAAGUGGGAAAUUCCUCGAAAAAACAUUGUUCUAGGAAAAUGUCUGGGAGAAGGACAGUUCGGAAAAGUUGUCGAAGGGAAGGUUUCAGGUCUCUUACAGCAGAACGUCGUCACAACAGUAGCAGUAAAAAUGUUGAAAAAUAGCCACACUGACGCAGAUAUGGUAAAUUUAGUCACGGAGAUGCAACUGAUGAAAAUCAUCGGCAGACAUGAAAAUGUACUAAGACUACUCGGAUGUUGUACACUCGAUGGGCCUCUGUUCCUCAUCACCGAAUACUCGUCACAUGGAAAUUUACUCGAUUUCCUCCACAAAAAUCAUCACUCUACCGUACCCCGAAAAGUUGAACAAAAUGAUUUGUCUGAAGAAGUACUAAUUACAUUCGCUCUACAAAUAGCAAAAGGCAUGGAGUACUUGGCUUCCAUUGGAUUCGUUCACCGAGACCUCGCAGCUCGAAAUAUUCUAGUAUUUAACAAUUAUGUCAUGAAAAUAGCUGAUUUCGGAUUAGCCAGAGAUAUUCGACAAAUUAACUACUACAGAUUAAAAACUGGAGGUCGACUUCCAGUCAAAUGGAUGGCACCAGAAGCCUUGACAGACAGACGUCACACGUCAAAAUCUGACGUGUGGUCAUACGGCGUACUACUUUGGGAAAUUCUGACGUUGGGUGAUGAUCCUUAUCCUUUACACAACGAUGCAGACAAAUUAAUGGAAGAUAUCGAGUCAGGAUAUCGUUUAAAGAAGCCCGCCAACUGUUCGAUUAACAUGUACUGUCUAAUGAGCAAAUGCUGGAAUUAUCUUCCCGCCGAUCGGCCAGAAUUUACAAACAUCAUUAGUGAUUUGGAUGCCAUAUUGAUGAAUUGUGACAAAGUAUAUCUACAGACUAUUGGACAAUCUGAUCCUCACAGCUCAAAGCUUACAACAGAAUCCGAUGACACAGAAGAUGAAACCAACGAUUUAUUACAAAACUAUUUUGAAUAAUUUUAAGUUUUAUUUUUUUAAAAAUUAUGUAGGUAACUAUUUAAGUAUAUUAAUUAAUACAGGAUGGAGCAAAGAACCCCUACCCGUUUAAAAGUGGGGUAGGUUUUUGAAAAAAAACCAAAAUAGGUUUUUUUUUGAAUAAAAAGAACCUUUAUUUUGGCCUAUUUCAAAAUGUAAAAUAUUCACUGAUUUCAACUAGAAUUAUUUUUUAAAAAUUUCAGAAUUUAAAUGAACAGUCUUAUUUUUAACACAAUCAGUACCUACCUCUAAAAUUCACAAAACAACCUUUUGCAACAUUCUCUGUAGAAUAACCUAAACUUCAGUUAGAAUAAUUUGCUUUCAAGCAGAGGUGUAACGAUCUACGAUUACGAUUAUAAUCGAUUAUUUCCGAUUAAUAAUCGUCGAUUAUUUUCAAUCGUCCGUAAUCGAUUAAUCGGACCUUUGGCUAAUUUUUUUUCAAUUAAUCCAAAUGUUGAUUUUAUGUCUUCCUUUUGGUUUUAAUUUGUUAUUUGAUGUUUCAUAUUUUCAUUUUUUUUCAACCCUUUCAUUACAAUUACUUUUUGAGUAAAAAAAUGAAAAUGGAAAAAUUGUUCAGAUAAUGGGUUCAGAAAAAAUUGAUGACGAUAACUGACGUCACUGAAUUCCAACCAAUCACGGAACAGCAAAUUUUUUUGGCCGAUUAAUCGAUGCAGCAUCGAUUAUAAUCGUUACACCUCUGUUUUUAAUUCUUCUAAGGUAGGUGCAGUUAGUUGACAAUUGACGUAUACACAGGGCCGAAACUUGGGGUGGUUGGGGGGAGGGUGUACCACCUCCCAAAGUUGUCAAAUUUUUAAAGUCAACAAAUUUCGGCAAAUUAUGAUAAAGCUGGCAAAUUUUGACAAAGACAGUAAAUUUUUAAAAUUUUUGGACUUGAAAAGCAGUUAUUGAUGCUGGUAAAUGAAACGUUACCUAUUAUAAACUUUUUUUAGCAACAUGGAGUGUGCUCCAAUUAAGCUGGAGGUACCUUCGUACAAAGUUGAUUUUUUUAUGAUGUCAAGUACUAUAGUACGUAAGUUUAUGUACUUAGAAGUUACAUGGGGGUAACCAUUUUUAUAUUUUUAUAAUGAUUAGUGCAAGUAAGUACAUUUUUGUGUAUGAAAUAGGUAAGUAAUAAAUAUUUUUUAAAUUCA
Molecule: messenger RNA, 3944 nt
Organism: Planococcus citri (citrus mealybug)
Lineage: Eukaryota; Metazoa; Arthropoda; Insecta; Hemiptera; Pseudococcidae
Product: fibroblast growth factor receptor 1-like
Exons: 7
Coding region: 13-2775 (920 amino acids)
Biological process (GO): protein phosphorylation; multicellular organism development; positive regulation of kinase activity
Cellular component (GO): plasma membrane; signaling receptor complex
Molecular function (GO): transmembrane receptor protein tyrosine kinase activity; ATP binding; protein binding
Source: RefSeq, a predicted model, not a curated record